Lachancea sp. 'fantastica' is the source of this 1425-nucleotide messenger RNA. NCBI's taxonomy places the organism in Eukaryota, Fungi, Ascomycota, Saccharomycetes, Saccharomycetales, Saccharomycetaceae. The record is from the annotation of a GenBank genome assembly.
AUGUCGGACGAAUACAUGAUCAAGCCCGAGAACGUUGCGCCCACCACGGACGCCAGCGAGUGGCCUCUUCUACUGAAAAACUACGACAAACUUCUAGUCAGAAGUGGUCACUACACGCCUAUUCCUCACGGAUCUUCGCCCCACAAGAGAGACUUAAAGUCUUACAUCAGCUCUGGUGUGAUCAACCUGGAUAAGCCAUCGAACCCAUCGUCCCACGAAGUCGUUGCUUGGGUUAAGCGUAUUCUGCGCAGUGAAAAAACUGGUCAUUCCGGUACUUUGGAUCCAAAGGUUACCGGGUGUUUGAUUGUAUGUGUGGACAGAGCCACGAGAUUGGUAAAAUCGCAACAAGGUGCCGGUAAAGAGUACGUGUGUAUUGUCAGACUGCACGAUGCCUUGAAAGACGACAAAGAGCUAGCCAGAGGUCUUGAAAACCUCACAGGUGCAUUGUUCCAAAGACCACCAUUGAUUUCUGCCGUCAAGCGUCAACUACGUGUGCGUACCAUCUACGAUUCCAACCUAAUCGAAUUUGACUCGAGCAGAAACUUGGGUGUAUUCUGGGCUUCUUGUGAAGCCGGUACUUACAUGCGUACACUUUGUGUACAUUUGGGUAUGUUGCUCGGUGUAGGAGGCCACAUGCAAGAACUUCGUCGUGUCAGAUCUGGUGCUAUGUCCGAAAACGAUGAUCUAGUCACAUUGCAUGACGUUAUGGAUGCACAAUGGGUUUACGACAACACCAGAGACGAAAGCUACUUGAGAAGAAUCAUUAAGCCUUUGGAAACUUUGUUGGUGGGUUACAAGAGAAUCGUUGUCAAGGACUCGGCUGUCAACGCUGUCUGCUACGGUGCCAAGCUAAUGAUUCCUGGUCUUCUUCGUUACGAAGAGGGCAUCGAACUAUACGAUGAAGUUGUGCUGAUGACAACUAAGGGUGAGGCUAUAGCUAUCGCCAUCGCGCAAAUGUCCACUGUUGAUUUGGCUACUUGCGAUCAUGGUGUUGUUGCAAAGGUUAAGCGUUGUAUCAUGGAAAGAGACUUGUACCCAAGAAGAUGGGGUCUAGGACCAGUCGCUCAGAAGAAGAAACAGAUGAAGGCCGAUGGUAAGCUUGACAAAUACGGAAGAGCUAACGAGCAAACCCCAGAGGAGUGGAAGAAAUCCUACGUUACUCUAGAGGGCGAACAGACCACAUCUGUACCAGCCCCUUCCAAGACACCUGAAGUUCCUGUCGAAGAAGUUAAGGAAGUAAAGACUGAAGCUUUGGUGGAGGAAGUGAAGAGCGACAACGAAGUCUCUGACAAAAAGGACAAGAAGGAUAAGAAAGAGAAGAAGGACAAAAAAGACAAGAAGGAAAAGAAGGAAAAGAAGGAAAAGAAGAGAAAGGCUGAAGAUGAGGAAACUUCCGAAAAGAAGAAAAAGAAGUCCAAGAAAUAA